CCCCAGAGAGAGAGAGAGAAGAGAGGGAGGGAGAAGAGAAGAGAAGUGAAAGCCAACGCCCCGUGUUUUUUUUUUCUUUCCUCUCUGCCACAGAAGGAAAGAUUGUGUUGGCUGUAAAAUAUUCAGUGGCUGUACAUUUUCCCGCCUACUUUCUUAUGACUUCUCUGUCCUCACUUCACUUCACUUCACUGUUUCUUUUCGCCUCUUCAAGCGUUUAUUUUCUCCCUAUUGGACUCCAUUUAUAUCCCUAUAGUCAUUAAAACACCUCGGGACAUAUCUCACCUCUUCUCCACGCAGGUUUAUUUCAGACAUCAUAUCAUAUCAUAUCUCUCAUUCUGCUGUUGCUAAGGGCGCUGACUGGAAACUGGUUAUUAAAAUAAAAAAUGGCAGAUACAGAAACAGGUACAACCUUCGUGGACAAACUGAAGGCUUAUAUACGGACUCGGAAAGGAACCAUACUGACUGUCGAAAUAUUCUUGAGUUUGAUCAUCGUCAUUUGUUAUGCAGCAUCAACGUAUGGCGGAUAUUCAGCAGUGGCUAUUUGUGAGCUGGUCUUUGCCAUCAUCUUCUUUGUCGUCUUCAUGAUGGGGCUGGACAAACAGUUCCUGGUCAUCAACUGGCUUUGGAGUGAUUUGUUCCGCGCUGCGAUUGGUGCACUGCUGUACAUCAUCACCUCUCUGAUUUGUGUGAUCCGUGGAGGCAAAGAUGACGCGCGCAUCGCAGGGGGGGUGUUUGGACUUCUCGCUGGCAUUUUGUUUGGUUAUGAUACCUACACAAUUUUUACAGAAAUCAAGAGCACCGGAGGGCGAUCAGCCGUUUCCACAGAUGCUUGAACACUAUUACAACAGCAGCAGCACCCGCUUGGGAAGACUUGGGAAGAAACAAGGGAUUGAAACAUUGGCAAGCUAAGAAUUUCAAAGGUUUUCUUGGGAUGAUGAGGUCAAUGUUGUGGAGUAGUGAAUGCCAUACAAUGUUGAAAACAUGAGACAAACAGACUGAAAUAUCUGAACUAGUUAAAGGGAGGCACUGUAUAGGAAAGCAAGUUGUAAUUAUUACUUAAGCCAAAGCACCACAAAUAAUUGGAGAUCCCAUUUCAGAGCAGAUAUUUCAGCUGUUGAAACACUUCUUUUAUGUCAGAACGGCUCCUUUUAACAUCACACGGCGCGCUCAGACACGACUAGGGAAUAAAGAAAGGAAUAGAUGAGACUCGGCACACUUUAAAAAUGUUCAGUCCGUCUUGCCCAAGUGAUCAAGCAAAUAUCACACCAAGAAAGGGAACUGAAAGGAAGAAAUUUUAGCUCAGUUUUGGUUCGGAGCUUUGAGUUUGUUUAAAAUACAAUCUCCAUUUGAAAUGGCAAGGUUUAAUGUUUCAGCCACAAAUUAUUAUUUCUGACAACUAAUAUUUGAGAAUUGUAUUGGUUCUAGUUGUGCAUUUGCUUAAAAUAAUUAAUCUGAAGUGCUGCAGUUGUAGAGGUGAGAUGUUUAUCUGGUUAGUUAAAAUACUAGCAGUAAAAUGAAUAGAAGUAAUAAUAUAACUUUAUAACAGUGUUUUGCCAUAUUUCUGUUUCAUUUGUUUUUAGUAUUUUGUUUGUUAAAAGAAAAUCAAGGGUGCUAACAAACCCUGAUGUUUAAAUGACUGACCCAAGUCCCAAAAGUGGAUUAUAGAUUUUUUCGUUUAAAUAUGUUCAGUGUACACUUGCAACAAGAAUAAAGCUUGAAUGCAGCCUCACUCUCCUAUUACGAAAUGAUGAUUCUAUAGGAAAUGGCUAAAAACCGCCACCUAAUUUUUAGCCCUCUAAAGAACAUGACUAUGUAUUCAUUCAUUCAUUUGAUAUUGAACACACUUCUUUCCUUAAUUUGUGAUCUGGCCUAAUUUUUUUUGUGUGUGUUAUCGAAGUACAGUUUUCUUUCUAGAUUCACACAGCCCUGUAUAAAGAAAUUCCAGUGUUUUACAUUGUUUUAUAUGAUCUCCUGUCUAUGAAGACCUGCAGUUGUUUCUUUUCCCAUGUAGUUCCCUGCUCACAAGGUUAAUAUGCUUUAUUGCUUUUGACACAGUCUUGGUUUUUAUUCUUUCAUAAUAAAAAAUAGGCUACUGAAAAUGUCAUUAUUAGUUGCCUGUACUGUAACAGUGCCUUAAGACUGUAUUGUCAAAAACUCAGGAUAAACCUUUCUUCCGACGUUCAACACUUAUGUUUGUUCUUGAUAAGAAUGAGAGGAUAUUCUGCAGUAUUUUAUUUUGUCACAUUUCUAAUGUUACUGUUUUUUUUUCUUUUUCAUAAAGCAAUGCAGAAUAAAAAUCUUAUAACCAAGUGCAAA
This is a messenger RNA of Neoarius graeffei (lesser salmon catfish), 2316 nucleotides long. RefSeq names its product proteolipid protein 2b (gene plp2b). The transcript has 5 exons. Bases 384 to 833 code for a protein of 149 amino acids. Gene Ontology annotation, cellular component: membrane. The record is from RefSeq and is a predicted model, not a curated record. Lineage: Eukaryota; Metazoa; Chordata; Actinopteri; Siluriformes; Ariidae.